UGUAUACAUAUAAUAGACAGAGACAUACGUACAGGCAUAUAUAAUCGCACAUAUACAACAAACCAGACUCGCAAAACAACAGAAGCGGAAGUUUGAAGAGCCGCGCGCGUGCCGGCCGGUGCAGGACGUCCUCCGUCCUUGUUGCUUUGUUUUUGGAUUGAGAAAGAUUAACGACGGGGGAGCCAUUGGAAGAGGAAGCCAAAGUGUUUGUCGUGUGAUAUUAGCCGUGAGCCAACUGACUGGCAGGUGAACGACGCCGGAGCUGCUGUAAAUUUCAUCAAGUGCACUCGACAAGGAAGUGAGCCAUCAAGAUGGACACGAGAGCGAUCAGAUCCGUGGCCUCGGGCUGCUUGAUUCUGGCCCUCUUCACGGGAGCUUUGGCUGGACCAGCGCGAACGGCCUUCGAGAAGCUGACGGACCACGACUACCGGGGCACGACCUACUAUAGUGUGCGCAACCUGUCGUUGUACGAGUGCCAGGGUUGGUGCCGGGAGGACCCGGAGUGCCAGGCCGCGGCGUUCUCCUUCGUCGUCAACCCCCUGGCGCCGAUGCAGGACACCUUGUGCCAGUUGCAGAACGAGACCGCCGCAACUAAUCCGUCCUCGCAGCCCCAAAGGGCCGUCAACAUGUACUACAUGACCAAGCUGCAGAUAAGAUCAGAGAACGUGUGCUUGCGGCCAUGGGCGUUCGAGCGGGUGCCGAACAAGAUGAUCCGGGGCCUUGACGCCGCCCUCAUCUACACGUCUACGAAGGAGGCCUGCCUGGCCGCCUGUCUCAACGAGCACCGCUUCACCUGCCGUUCGGUCGAGUACAACUACGUGACCCUCCAGUGCCACCUGAGCGACUCCGACAGGAGAACGACCGGGCAGUUCGUGCAGUUUGUCGACGCGCAAGGCGUCGAUUACUUCGAGAAUCUCUGUCUGAAAGGCAAGGAGGCCUGCAAGGCCCAGCGGCACUUCCAGGUGCCACGUAUCGGCGUCGCCGAUGACAAGGUCGCCCAAUACGCCGGCCUGCACUACUACGCAGACAAGGAGCUUCAAGUGCAGAACGAUCCAGCCUGCCGCAUCGCCUGCGAAAUCGAGAACGAGUUCCUCUGCAGGUCGUACCUAUACCGUGGUACGCCCAUCGGACAGGCCUACAAUUGCCAUCUCUUCCACCUGGACCACUGGACGCUGCCCGACGGGCCCUCGACCUAUCUCAACGCCGAGAGACCGCUCAUCGACAACGGCGAGCGCGUCGGCAGCUACUACGAGAACUUCUGCGAGAAAGGCAAGAUCACUGAUCCGCAACCGGAUUUAAAUGUCACAGUCAGUCCAAACGACUCGAGAUUCGAUAUCAAUUGCGAUAAAACUGGUACUUGCUAUGACGUUAUUGUGGAUUGCAAAGACACGAGGAUUGCGGUUCAAGUACAAACGAACAAGCCAUUCAAUGGUAGAAUUUACGCUUUGGGUCGAUCGGAAACAUGUAACAUUGAUGUGACUAACAGCAAGUUCUUCCGACUCGAUCUCACCAUGAGCGGACAAGACUGUAAUACUCAGAGUGUGACUGGCACAUACUCGAAUACAGUGGUGCUUCAGCAUCACUCGGUGGUGAUGACCAAGGCCGAUAAGAUCUACAAGGUCAAGUGCACUUACGACAUGUCCUCGAAGAAUAUUACGUUCGGAAUGAUGCCGAUCCGCGAUCCCGACACCAUCAGCAUCACGAGCGCACCGGAAGCACCGCCACCCAAGAUCCGCAUCCUCGACAGUCGCGCCCAGGAGGUCGAGACCGUCAGGAUUGGCGAUAAGUUGACCUUCAGAAUCGAGAUACCCGAAGACACUCCAUACGGCAUCUUCGCUCGCAGCUGCGUAGCAAUGGCAAAGGACGCCAAAAGCACCUUCCAGAUAAUUGACGACGAAGGAUGUCCUGUGGAUUCUUCGAUCUUCCCGAGCUUUACACCCGACGGCAAUGCUUUGCAAUCGUCGUACGAGGCCUUUAGGUUUACCGAGUCAUACGGUGUCAUCUUCCAAUGCAACGUUAAAUACUGUCUUGGACCUUGUGAGCCGGCUGUUUGCGAGUACGGACGUGACUCUUCGGAAUCAUGGGGCAGAAGGCGUAGGAGAAGUCUCGAGAACACGACGGAGGAGAAAGCGGAAGACAUGACCUUAUCGCAAGAAAUCCUUGUUCUCGACUUUGGUGAUGAAAAGCAAUCGCAGUUCUUGAAGAGCGACGCCAGUAUAGACUUUAAUGAAGCCGAUAAGACCGUGACAAUCGUUGAGCCCUGCCCGACGAAGACGUCGGUUCUCGCCCUUGGCGUGACGUGCGCACUCCUCAUCCUGAUCUACGUAUCGACGAUCUUCUGCUAUUACAUGAAGAAGUGGCUGACGCCGCGAAAGAUGAUGCCCUGAGUGCCCGAUAACCUUAGCCCCCUACAGAUAAAGAGAAGAGAAAGAGAGAAAGGGCUCCGGAAUUCGUUGCGAGCGCACUGAUCUCCGCCCUUCAAUCGGGGCGAGCGUAACGAGGGGAAGUUGCAGGAAAAUCGUUGGCUGGAAGGAUGAGAGGAUGAAUAAGAUGGAGGGGCGGAGUGACAUUAAUAUAACAACAAAAAUAAAAAAAUAAAACAAUAAACAAAAAAAAAAAAAGAAUCAUAUAGAAAAGUGACUCUAUCCACAACGGCAAAAUGUACGAGUUUAAUUGUAUGUAUGUAGGAGGCAGGGCGCACGCUGGUGCGUUUCAUGACGCAUUUCAUACAGGUCGUG
Molecule: messenger RNA, 2738 nt
Organism: Ceratosolen solmsi marchali
Lineage: Eukaryota; Metazoa; Arthropoda; Insecta; Hymenoptera; Agaonidae
Gene: tyn
Product: trynity
Exons: 13
Coding region: 312-2387 (691 amino acids)
Biological process (GO): anatomical structure morphogenesis
Source: RefSeq, a predicted model, not a curated record